AUGAGUGCGAUGUCGUGUUCCGAAUACAGCAGCACAUCUACUACUACAGUAGUCCAUCAUCCGCGUCAUAGGUCGUCAUCAUCGUCAUCAUCACCAUCCACCACUUUGGUAUCUUCCUCAUCACCCACCACACUACCUGGUCACCAUGGUGGUCGCAUGCGUCGCACAAGCAAUACCCUUCCAUUGGGCUCGAAUGACAUGAAAAUGCAAUCCUCUCUUUCUCAACAGCUCUUGUUCAAGUUUCGGCAGAGCCGAUCGGAUAAUCUACAUCAUCAUCAUCAUCACCAUCAUCACUCAUUUACAAGCAGCAACAACAACAAUAACAUGUCGUCAUCGUCCUUACCCACGACCUCUUCACCAUCGCGUUCAUACUUUACUUGGCUCGUCUUUUUGGAAGAAAAAUGGGUCCCUUUUGAUGCUAUCAACCAGACAAAGUUGGAACAAACCUUGACGUUGGGUGGUACAUUUGUCGAUGUGACCGAUUCGCAUUUCCCAAACGUUAAACGUGUCCGUGUUUUUCCCAAAAACAAUUAUCUCUCAUAUCUCGGUGUCAAAUAUCGAUUGUCACGGAUCAUGCAACCCGAUGCUUGGCUCGAUCAUGAUGCGGAAAGAGAAGCAAGAGAAAGCACCAACAUCGUAAACAACAACACCUCUCAUUGA
Lichtheimia ornata is the source of this 660-nucleotide messenger RNA. RefSeq lists its product as uncharacterized. The coding region runs from base 1 to 660 and encodes 219 amino acids. The record is from RefSeq and is a predicted model, not a curated record. The transcript has a single exon. NCBI's taxonomy places the organism in Eukaryota, Fungi, Mucoromycota, Mucoromycetes, Mucorales, Lichtheimiaceae.